AUGACCGGCCAGGCAGGAAAAUACGUGGGCCGCUUAGGCGACAAAGUCGUGCUCAUCGUGGGAGGAACUUCGGGGAUUGGCUACGCCGUCGCAGAAGCCGCACUGGAACACAAUGCAAUUGUGAUUAUCGCUGGAUCCAACCCAGUCAAACUGGAGCAGGCUGUCUCAAGACUCAAGCUGUCAUAUCCAUCGCAAAGCUCCAAAACACGACUGAGAGGGAUUACUAUUGAUCUCGCCGACGCCGAGAACCUGGAGGAAAAUGUGCAAUCCGUGCUGCGAUUCGCCGCCAACGGGGGGAAGAUAAACCAUGCUAUUAUCACCGCUGCAGACAUGAUGCCUCCACCACCGCCGCUGACUGAAAUCACUGUCCAGAGUCUAGAGCGAUCAAGCCGCAUUCGCUAUACGGCACCACUGAUCUUCGCCAAAUAUCUACCCCAGUUCAUGGACCGAGUUUCGGAGAAUUCUCUCACUCUUACGAGCGGCGCCCAUGGCCACAAGCCUGAUCCGGGCUGGUCCGCCAUUACUGGCUACAUUGGAGCGGUUGAGACGAUGAUGAAGGGUUUGGCCGUCGAUCUGAAGCCUCUCCGCGUGAAUGCCGUCUCUCCGGGAGCGAUUAUAACUGAGGUCGUGCGGGAAAUGCUAGGCCCGCACUACGACAUGGCCAUUCAAAUGGCGAAAGACAAGUCCUUGGUGGGUAGUGCCGGCACCCCAGAGAGUGUAGCUCAAGCCUACCUGUAUCUUAUGAAAGACCAAUUUGUCACCGGGACCGUGUUGGAGACCAAUGGGGGCUUGCUGUUGGCUUGA
Messenger RNA from Penicillium concentricum, 804 nucleotides. Its product is annotated as SDR family NAD(P)-dependent oxidoreductase. The transcript has a single exon. The record is from RefSeq and is a predicted model, not a curated record. Bases 1 to 804 code for a protein of 267 amino acids. NCBI's taxonomy places the organism in Eukaryota, Fungi, Ascomycota, Eurotiomycetes, Eurotiales, Aspergillaceae. Gene Ontology annotation, molecular function: oxidoreductase activity.